CUGAACCUCUGAAGCCUCCCUACAGAAAAAGUAAACCUCAGCCACGGAGUCUAACUGGACUUAAAGACAUGUAUUUUCAGUUGGAGGACUGACUAUUUUUCUUUUGGGAAAAAAUAAAUACAAGUAAAGCUGGUUUGGGCCUACUGUAUUUAAACAUAUGGUAUUUCAACAGGAGCUUUGUCAAGUCAAACAGUCUAACUGGUUAACCUGUUUGGUCUGAACUGUACUACACAAACACAGAGUGGAUCAUGGGACUUCCACUUAUGAAGACAUCUGACAUACAAAUCGAGGUUAUGAAUGAAUAAUGGCAGACAAGACUAGUCCCAUGUUAGCCUCUGUGCCAAAUCACUCAGGGACCAAUGUCACCACUGUCCUAUGGGAGACCAAUCCUACAGUUCCUGCCAAUGUGGGUGUUGUCACAAGCUCCCAGUCCCAGAUCAAAGACCUUUUUGGGUUGUUCUGCAUGGUGACCCUUAACCUCAUUGCUUUGUUGGCCAAUACUGGUGUGAUGGUGGCCAUUGCCCGUGCUCCUCACCUAAAGAGGUUCGCUUUUGUGUGUCACCUUUGCGCAGUGGACCUGUUGUGUGCCAUCCUUCUCAUGCCUUUGGGUAUAAUAUCCAGCUCAGCGUUCUUUGGAACUGUGGUGUUUACUAUUCUGGAGUGUCAGGUUUACAUCUUUCUCAAUGUUUUCCUCAUCUGUCUCUCCAUUCUCACCAUCACAGCCAUCAGUGUGGAGCGUUACUUCUACAUUGUACACCCCAUGCUUUAUGAAGUCAAGAUGACCAUUAACCUUGCUAUUGGUGUCAUGCUAAUAAUUUGGGUUAAAUCAGUCCUCUUAGCUUUGGUCACGCUGUUUGGAUGGCCAGCUUAUGGACAUCAGAGCUCUAUUGCUGCAGCUCACUGCUCUCUACACGCGAGCCACAGUCGUCUAAGAAGUAUAUUUGCUGUGCUAUUCAGUGUGGUUUGUUUCCUAGUUCCUACGGUGGUUAUCUUUGCGGUUUACUCUGCUGUGUACAAAGUAGCACGUUCUGCAGCCCUGCAGCAAGUCCCUGCUGUGCCAAGUUGGGCAAACGCAAGCCCUGCUAAGGAUCGCUCAGACUCCAUCAACAGCCAGACCACCAUGAUCACUACCACUCGUACUUUGCCCCAAAGACUAUCUCCAGAGAGGGCUUUCAGUGGAGGAAAGGCUGCCCUUACUUUGGUAUUUAUUGUAGGUCAGUUCUUUGUUUGUUGGUUGCCCUACUUCAUCUUUCACCUGCAAAUGUCUCUGACUAGCUCCAUGCACAGCCCCGGGGACUUAGAAGAGGCGGUCACUUGGCUGGCCUACUCCUCCUUUGCUGUUAACCCAUUCUUCUACGGCCUGUUGAACAGGCAGAUCAGAGAAGAGCUGGUAAAGUUUCGCCGCUGCUGCUUGACCCAGCCGGCAGAGUUUGGAACAUCCAGCCACGAGGGCUCAUUUCAGGAGAACUUCCUCCAGUUCAUCCAGAGAUCCAGCAGCACAGCUGAAACCACAUCCAGCUGUGCCAAUUCCCGUCCCAGAAACACUAUAGACCAGGGAAUAAGAAUCCCUGGACAAAUACCUGAGGAGCACACUUAGACAUUGACCAACAUGAGUUAUGGACCAUGGUGCUAAUAUAAAAGCCAGGUCAGUUUUUUUGUUGUUAGCAAGCCAUUUUCUUAAUAGAUCUCAUCUUAAGUCUAUCCUAAAACUACUUUCAUGCCAAUAUGUACUGUACAUUGAAAUGAUUAUUGGUCACUGUACUCCUCCCUGCCUAUACAUUAAAACUGGCUUUAGAAGGGAUCUCUUUAUAGACUGUGAUAUUGUGCAUGGCUGCCGUCACGGUAGCCAUGCGCAAUCUUUUUUUUCUCAAGGCCUGGGUGUAAAGGUUGCCUGUAUAUGUUGGUUUAGCAUGUCAAUAUGUUUAUUUGCAUCAUUUUCAAAUACCUAGCCAUUCAUCAAACUUCCACAGUAAUCCCGAACCUUUCUUGUGCACAUAUUUAAGAUCUAAUACUGCGGUGAUGUAUAUGCCUACAACCAUCAAUACAUCAAAAUACAUCAGUUUUUAAAACCAUAUAAUUUACUUCACAAACAUGACCAGUUAUAAUAACCACGCAACACAUAUGUCUUUGUUAACUAUGUAUGUUUAUUGAGAGUAAAAGGUAACAGAGGGUAACAAAUAAUCUUUGUCUGUAAAACACACUUACCAGCAUGUGCUCUCUUUGUUGUAUAAAGAAAAAUUUGCAGCGAUUCUCAGGUUUUAAUGACGUUAUGACUUCUGAGGUAACAGAAAGUGACUCAAAUUUUAAGUAAUACAUUUAUUAGUCAUCAAGAUAUCUUGUGGCUUUGUCAAAUGUUAAUGUGAAUCAUAUAAAUGAUAUUUUGGAAAUUUCUAGCGUAAUAGAUACAUUCAUUUUGGCUGUAUGAAGCCUUUACUACUACUCUACUCACCUGAUCUACUCCUGCAUUGUACUGUUGUGUUAGUAUGUUGUAAUUUGAGGGGCGGGCUUCAGCCUAUAUAGAUAGGCAGUUUUAUUUGCUCAGGCCACAGAGAGUUAGAGGAGACUGGAAGGAGUGGGACGUAAGUCCGUUGGAUGCCCGCAGAGUUGUGACUUGUUUAAAGAUCAACAGGAAACAAUAUGUUUUUAAAAUGUGAUAAUUUGGACUCUCAUGUCAAUUUAAUUUAUUUUCUUGAAAGUUUUUUUUUUUUUUUGGUUAAUUUUUAUAUCACUAUUUUGCCUCAUUGGCCUUACUUUGGGUACACAAUAAAAAUCCCAUCUUUUCAACCUCAUCUCAGACUUACACCUGCUCAUACCUGCUAAUCUACAUCAACCCAUUACAUAGCCAGUAUGGACAGAAGGACAAAUUACAGCAACCAAUGAUCAUUUCAAUGCACAUAUGGACAAUUCAGUAUUGUUUUAAGACUUCAACAAAUGUGAUCCUAUCCUUAAAAUACAUGUCAUUUUAGGUCCAGGUGCUAUGGUUGGCAUAGAUUAUAUUGAUACAAGUCCCUGUUUGCCAAUUUUCCAUUCAUAUUACAAUUGAACUGAUUUCAUUGAUUUUUGUAGAAAAUAGGUGAAAAUGUAAAUAUGAAAAUCUGGAGUGUAACUACAAAGACAAGGUAAAAAUUGGAUGAAUAUUUGCAUUCCAUAUAAACAUGAGAGAAUUCCACUGUAUCCUUUUUUAAAUGUUGGUAAACAAUAUGUAUAGACAAAUGUUGGUGGAGUCUGUUGAAUUUAGGAUAAGUAUUGAAUGUGAAUGUUGCCAAGCGAUGGUAUAACUUAUAUUGUGGUUUUUGUAGUGUGACAACCUGUUAUGAAUCUGAGGGACUUUACCACAGAGUUCCUGUGUGCAACAGAUAUGCUGAUAGAUGGCAAAUGCCAUCUGCCUCUGUUGUCAUGGAAAUUGAGUGAGCCUGUAAAUGACAUAGCAAUGAGCACCUUUAGGCUGGUUGCUUUGGCUUUAAAUCCCGACUGCAGUCUACUAAUUCUGGUUUGUUCCUGCUUUUCACAUGCAGACUGAUUACAUGAGACCUAUUAAUUCAGAUAGAGGCUCAUUAACAUGUGGUUAGAGGCUGAAGGUAAGGUAGCACAAAUCCUUGUGAAUAUGGACUGCUGUACUGUAAUAGUGACAUGGAUAUGGGGAGGCAGGAAAUAGUGAAUUUACAUUGGAAAUCACUACUGGACAUUGAUAAUGCUCUGAGAGUGGUAACAAAGUGCUGUUUUAUGGCCUCAGGUGUUUGUAUUAGUCUUUUACAAACAGCAGUCAUGCUGAAUAAGGAAGAAUAGUGUGGUUAAAGCAAAUAACGGCAAAAACCAUUUUGCAGGUUGUCACUUACUGGAGUAUACACCACUCUUUCAGAGCUACUGCGCUUGUGUUCUUAAUACUUGGAAGUAGGUAAAUACUGCAAUAGCUUUCUUACCAAGAGGAUAUGUGUACAUAAACACAGAGUGCACAGGAACAUGCUGUGAGACAUUUUUGUCAAUA
This is a messenger RNA of Etheostoma spectabile (orangethroat darter), 3985 nucleotides long. It is a transcript of the gene gpr61l, whose product is annotated as G protein-coupled receptor 61-like. Lineage: Eukaryota; Metazoa; Chordata; Actinopteri; Perciformes; Percidae. Gene Ontology annotation, molecular function: G protein-coupled receptor activity. Gene Ontology annotation, cellular component: plasma membrane; signaling receptor complex; endosome. The coding region runs from base 305 to 1597 and encodes 430 amino acids. The transcript is spliced from 2 exons. Gene Ontology annotation, biological process: G protein-coupled receptor signaling pathway. The record is from RefSeq and is a predicted model, not a curated record.